GUUUACAGUCGUAGCCAUGUCCAGAACCCGUGCAGAGCAGAGGCAGCUGGUUCGUCCCUCCGAGGAGUUAGGUGUCGGGGGCCUGCGGGGAAAGACUGUCGAUCAAUCAGGGGAAAUCCGGAGCAGACCAGAGCGGAGGCUCCUUUUUUCGCGCUGCACCUCUUCUGCAGUCUGCUCUGGCGGUCUAUCCUACGUCUAUGCCAGUGCGCAGAGCGUACCGACUAUCUACACCAUGCGUCUCUUUUCACUCCUCCUUUUCUACCUCCUCCUGCCCCUAAUCGCCGCGAAAUUCAGCCCCAUCUGCAUCCGCGUGCUGGGUGCCCUGACCGGCCGCCCCAAUGACUUGUUCACCAAGUUCCAGCGCGAAAUCUGUGACCAAGGUUGCCAGCCGACUGUCCCUCACUGGGACCUCUGGACGCGCAACCACACCUUCCUCCCUGCGGUGCGCAGUCUCAUGGAGCGCGUUGACAACCCGCGUCAGGAGGCGGCGAUGGUGCGGCUGGGCGACGAUGUGGCGGACGUGAUCAAGCGACAGUGCGGGCCACUGUUGCAAGGCCGUGACAUCUGCGCCGACGGAGAGACACUGGCGGCGUUUGGGACGUGCUUCAAGAAAGGGUUUGUGCGGGCGGCAUUGACCAACCUGCCAACGUUGCUGCCGUUGGCGUCGGAGCCGGUGUGUCGGGAGCAGUACGAGUGGUUGCAGAAGGAUGAGUUAUGGGAGGAGAUCAUCCCGGGAAAGAUGCGGGAAUACGCGGGGGUGUGUCGGCGAUUAGGGGGUGUGAUGUCGGUCGAGGAGAUGUUUGCAGGAUAGAUUAGCCGCCAUUGUUGUACGGAGUAGAAGCAAUAAGCAGAAUCCCUCCGAGUCCGCGGAGCCUCCGAAAUGCAGCUUAUCUCCGCCUCC
Aspergillus ibericus CBS 121593 is the source of this 901-nucleotide messenger RNA. RefSeq lists its product as uncharacterized. The record is from RefSeq and is a predicted model, not a curated record. The coding region runs from base 233 to 811 and encodes 192 amino acids. Lineage: Eukaryota; Fungi; Ascomycota; Eurotiomycetes; Eurotiales; Aspergillaceae. The transcript has a single exon.